Messenger RNA from Trichogramma pretiosum, 1769 nucleotides. RefSeq names its product serine protease 44. Gene Ontology annotation, biological process: proteolysis. The coding region runs from base 117 to 1451 and encodes 444 amino acids. The transcript has 7 exons. Gene Ontology annotation, molecular function: serine-type endopeptidase activity. The record is from RefSeq and is a predicted model, not a curated record. Lineage: Eukaryota; Metazoa; Arthropoda; Insecta; Hymenoptera; Trichogrammatidae.
UGUUCGGAUGCGCGAUCAAGAGUAAACGUACUCCGACGCUCGUGCUGUUCGGUUCUCUCGUUUUUUCAAGAGAGACUUCUUGUUACCUGCCUUAUAAGUUUACUAAACUAAUAAGUAUGGGAAAGUGUCUCAGGAUUUUAUCGAUACUACUAUUUGUUGGCUUUUGUUGGGCUGCCCCUCAAAAUGGAGGAACUCCUAAUUUAGACGAGCUUAUCAGCAAUGUAUUUGGUCAAAAUCCUAAUGCUCCAGGUCCGAAUGGCAAUCAAGGAAACGGCCAGAAUCCUAAUCUACCUGUAGGACAGAAUCCUAAUGUGGGUGUAGGACAGAAUCCCAAUGUGGGUGUAGGACAGAAUCCAAAUCUACCCGUGGGACAGAAUCCCAAUGUGGGUGUAGGACAGCUGAACCCCAGUCAGAUGAUGAACAACAACGGCGAGGCCUGCGAAUGCGUGCCCUAUUACCUGUGUUCCAACGGCACGAUCAUCGACAACGGAGUCGGUAUCAUCGACAUUAGAAUAUCGGGUCCCUGCAACAAUUACCUCGACGUCUGCUGCACGGAACCCAACAAGGUGUCCAACGGAUCGCUGAUCCCGCCGACGAAGAAGAGCAAGGGCUGCGGUUACCGCAACCCCGAGGGUGUCGGCUUCCGUAUUACCGGCGCCAAGGACAACGAGGCUCAGUUCGGUGAAUUCCCCUGGAUGGUCGCGAUCCUGAAGGAGGAAGCCGUCGGCACAUCGACCGAGAAACUCAACGUUUACCAGUGCGGUGGUGCGCUCAUUCAUCCCAGCGUCAUUCUUACUGCUGCUCACUGUGUCAACGGAAAGCAACCAUCGAUUCUGAAAAUCCGUGCCGGUGAAUGGGACACUCAGACCAAGAACGAAAUCUUCCCCCAUCAAGAUCGUCGCGUAAGACAGGUCAUAGUGCACGAGUCUUACCACGCCGGAGCUCUCUACAACGACGUUGCUCUGCUCCAUCUCGAAGAGCCCGUCGUCAUUGGCGACCACGUCGAUAUCCUGUGUUUGCCAGCCUCGCCGGCCGUAAUCAACCCCACUCGUUGCUUCGCCAGUGGUUGGGGCAAGGAUAUCUUCGGUAAAGAAGGUCAUUAUCAGGUCAUCUUGAAGCGCGUCGAGCUGCCACUUGUCGACCAUAUGACCUGCCAGAGGUCCCUGAGAACGACUCGUCUCGGCCAAUACUUCAAACUUCACGAAAGCUUCAUCUGCGCCGGUGGCGAGCCCGGAAAAGAUACGUGCAAGGGAGACGGUGGCAGUCCAUUGGUAUGCCCACUGGUUAACGACCCGAAUCGCUACGUGCAAGCUGGUCUCGUCGCUUGGGGCAUCGGUUGCGGAGAAAACCAGAUCCCCGGCGUUUACGCCAACAUUGCCUACUUGAGAAGCUGGAUCGACGGACAAGUCGCUCGUUUGGGCGAAAAUACUGCCGUUUACCAACACAAUUGAAGAUUCAACAAGCUCGUGUAACGUUGCUGUUCUUCUCUUUUACUCGGGCGUCCUUUUCACCGAGUGCCUUCAGUAAAAACAGUCAACUAACAAGUGCUCGAAUGGCUAUAAUGUUUCCUGUGAAAUCGAUACUAUCAUUCAAUUUCGAAAUAAUGUUUUUAAUCAGCAGUGUCGUGAAAGUAUUGUGUAAAAUAAGUAUGACUUCGAUGUAGAAUGAAUGAUUCGUGUAAAUGAAGAAUCUGUUUGAUUGUAAAAUAUACUACUAUACGCAUUAAUGAAUUACUCAAUAAACACAAUCAUUUUAAUUCACUUCUUCAA